This is a messenger RNA of Oldenlandia corymbosa var. corymbosa, 1767 nucleotides long. The record is from the annotation of a GenBank genome assembly. Lineage: Eukaryota; Viridiplantae; Streptophyta; Magnoliopsida; Gentianales; Rubiaceae.
GGGGAAUUGAUCCACUCACUAGAUUCACUAGAGAAGUAAGUGGUCCUUAGAUCAAUUUAGAAACUCCAUCUGAUUUAUAUGUUUGCCAAACAACAUUUGAAAUAAAUAUAAAAGAAGAAAACGUGUACCAUGUUUUUUAUAUUGAUGGAGUAUCUCUAGCUAUGUAGUACUUUAAUUUCAUACCGUAUACAUCCCCUUUGUUGCACAACCACACACGUCAAUUUACUAAUUUGUACGUACUUUUAAAAAUAUAUAAUUUUAAAUAUUCAUCGAUGAUUUAAUGCUUAUAAUUAAGAAGGUGACCUGUUGCGAGUUUAUAAAUCCAACACUAGAAAGAAUUGAGGAAGAAGAAGAGAAAUGGAAUUCAUUCAAGAACUUCAUAUGAAUGGAGGAGGAGGGGAAACUAGCUAUGCCCAAAAUUCCAUCGUGCAGAAGAAGAUACUAAGUUAUGAGAAUCCCAGUAUCCAGGAAGCAAUAUCUGCGAUAUUAUCAUGCAAAAACAAUUUUCCGGUGAGCAUGGGAAUCGCAGAUUUAGGGUGUUCAUCCGGACCAAACACUUUAAUGUUGAUUUCAGAGGUCAUAGACAUUGUCAACUCCAGAAGCACCAAAAUGGGGAUUUCCAUGCCGGAAUUAAGAGUUUAUCUGAAUGACCUUCCGGGCAAUGACUUCAAUGACAUAUUUUUAUCGUUGCCGGAAUUCUACCGGAAGCAAGAACUGGAAAAAGGCAAGAGAUUUAACAAGAGUUGCUUUGUAGCAUGUGUGGGUGGUUCGUUUUAUUGUAGGCUGUUUCCCAAAAGGAGUCUUCACUUCGUUCACUCUUCUUCUGGCCUCCAUUGGCUCUCUAAGGUUCCACCACUUCUGGAUUCGAAUGCUAGCGAACAUUUGAACAAAGGAAAGAUCUACAUCUCAAAGACGAGUUCAGAAAGUGUAAGAAAUGCAUAUUUACAACAAUUUCGGAGUGAUUUUUCAUCAUUUCUUAAAUCUCGAUCGGAGGAAGUAGUCCUAGGUGGUCGGAUGGUGUUAUCGUUCUUAGGUCGAAUGACAACCGAUCCGACCACCGAAGAUUGUUGCUACCAGUGGGAAUUGCUAGCUAAUGCCCUACAAACCUUGGUUUCGGAGGGACGAAUUGAAGAAGAUAAAUUAAAUUCCUUCAACGCGCCUUACUAUGCACCAUCUGUGGAAGAAGUGAGAAAUGAGAUAGAAAAAGAAGGUUCUUUUGUGAUUAAUAGUUUGAAAGCGAUAGAAGUCCCGUGGGAUGCCGGUUAUCGGAGUGACCGUGACAACAAAUACACCGAACUAACAUCGGAAGAAUAUUCUCCGACGACGUCAACGACCGGUGGCCGGGUGGCUAAAACCAUUCGGGCGGUGGUUGAAUCCAUGUUUGAAUCUCAAUUUGGUAAGGAGAUUAUGGAUGAUUUGUUCAUUAAGUUUGCACAACUUGUGGAUGAUUAUUCUUUAAGAGCUGAACCAAAGUACAUCGAUCUCGUUAUUUCUGUCACCCGAAAGUAUGAAUAAUUAAGGGAAUAGACUAGUCAAAUUCAUUUCAUUAUUGUAAUACUUUGAUUCAUAAUUAUGACUUAUUUUUUUUUUCCUAAGAAACUAAGUGAAUAAGGUAUUGCGGACAAUUCUUCUAUUGUGUAUACAUCAAUUCCAAUUAAGCAAUCCCAUCAGUUUGUUUUAAUUUCACUUCUCUUUCGUAUCUUGUAAAUUGAAUAAUUAAGCUAGUAGGAAAUGCAAUCACAUCAACUUUGCAUUAGUUCAUGAUCA